Molecule: messenger RNA, 6819 nt
Organism: Podarcis lilfordi (Lilford's wall lizard)
Lineage: Eukaryota; Metazoa; Chordata; Lepidosauria; Squamata; Lacertidae
Source: the annotation of a GenBank genome assembly
GGCUGGCUGCCCUCGCGGGCGGUUAGUGUGAGCGAGUUAAAGGUUGGGUGUCUCGCAGCGCCGGCCGUUGGGAGGGUGGAGUGACAGCCCCUCCCCCCCUAGCCCCGCUGCACCCCUCUUAUCCAGCUCCUAUUGAGACGAAGUGCGCAGGGAGGAUAAAAAAAAAAAGACCGGCCAGGUGAGGAAAAAAAAAAAACAGGAGGCAGAGAAAUAAAGGGAGAAAAGAUGUCGCGAGGCCGAACGGCAACGAAGGGGGAGGGGCGGCAGAACUCGGUUCCUUAAAGGGGCAGGCCCGCAUUUAAAGGGGAGUGUGCCACGGAGAGGUUUCCGCUGUUUUUUGUCUGCCGACAGAACAGUGCCUUGUUCUGAGUGGCGGGUGGGUGGAGGAGGCACGUGGGGAGAGCGCUUUUUAAUUACAGGCGCGGGGGGUUGGCCCGAAGGAAUCCCCUCCCCUCCAGCCUACGUAUCGUUGGCCGUAAAGCGGAGGCUUUAAAGCGCUCUGCUCAUGGUCAAGAGAGCAAUUUGACUCUUUGGCGCAGGUCGGGGAAGUGGUGCAGGGUUGAUCUCUCCAAAGGCUGGGCUCGGAUAGUUUAAUCCCCUAUCCUUAAACUUUCGACACAAGAACACGAGCGGAAUUCAAACACUUUAGUGGCUGCUUCGGGAAAUUGCCCCCAAUGCAGUCGUGGAGAAUUGCGUGAAACAAGACAGCCUUAAAUCCUCUGGAAAAACAACAACACUGAAUUGUGUUCUAAAUUGCGUGCGCUCUGUUUUCUAUGUAGUCAGCGUUUAAUUCGAAAGGUUAAAAAUUAAAACUUUUUUGCCAUGCGGUCCUUGGAGUGUGGGUUAUUGCCAGUGUGGCCCUUGGACAUGCAUAAUAACCUUGGCCACUGUUAUUUCCAUGUAUAGAUCAGGAACUGAAGCUAAGAGAUUUUCUUGGCAUACAGGCUACUUAAACUUUUCACAGCUCAUUUGCUCUCCUGAUCCUAGUCUAAGCAUGACUUCAGGCAUCCAUGCUUGUUUAAAAUUAUUUGUGUCUCCCCUUUGUCUUCUCAGCAGACCUCCUGGGUAAUUGACAGAAAUUAAUGACAAGGGUUGAUGGUGGGAAAUGACCACUAACCAGAUUUAAAUGCCACUGUUGUGGCUGGUCCAACUGCUGCUGUUCAAAGUUUCCAUGGUGACCAUCAAGGAAAAUACUGCCCGCCCCCCAUACACACAAUGUGUACACUGAAGCAGUCAGGGCCAGGUAGCACCAGAUGUUUUGGACCCAGGCAAGUGAGGCAUCUCCUGGGCAUCUGGACAGUCUGCAACCGCUGACUCUUCCUGCUAGCAGAAGGAAGAUCCCUGGGGAGCAGGGGUGGGGGGGAAAUGAUGAUGGGAAGGUGUCUGUUUUCCAGGCUGCGGUCUAGGGAUUGGGAACCUGUAGCCCUCCAGAUGUUGAACUGCAACCCCAGUUAUACAUGACCAUUGGUUAUGCUGACGGGCUUCUAGGAGGGCCACCGACUCACCUUCCUUGGCUCCAGAGGUUGCUAUGUAAUGGACUUUUAUGAGUUCAACACCAAGUAGGGACCUAACCCAUGUGUGUGUUUUGGGCAGGGGGGAGGGGGGGAGUCAGCCUCCUAGGAAGAACAUAAUGUCAUGGUAAAGAUCAUCCUGAGAAGGAGCAGCUGUUCCAUCGUGAGUUGUAUUUUCUUCCCUCUCCAUUCCUUUUCCCUCUUGUAUCAUGUCUACUAGAUUGUGAGGGUAGGACAAAGGACUGCCAUUUUUAAAAUACUGGUACAGUACUUAGCAAAUUUUAAUAAUAAUAAUAAUAAUAAUAAUAAAAUUACUCUCCUCAAAUGCUGCAUUCUUUUAGUCAGGGCUGUUCAAACAUUCACUUUCAAUCAUAAACCAAAAUGACUUCCUGUGCCUGUGAGCAUCACUGAACGACCACUGCUUUUUAAAGGUGGCAGGUCCAUUUGAGGUGAUUUUUACUCUCUCAUUUCCAACUAAGGGGCUAUGUGUAAGAAACACCCCAGUAAUUCCUGGAGUUUGUAAGGUAAGUGCUAGUUUGCUCAGCUAGUUUCCCAUUUGAAAGUGAAGCGGUAAAGUUCCUAUGCAGAUUUUACUGCCUCAAGCACAAAUGGAAAGGUGCCACAGCUCAGUGGUAGAGCACAUGCUUUACAUGCUGACUCUCUCAGCUUCAGUCUUUAAGCAUCUUCUGUUUAGUGAUGGAAAACCUGUGUGGACAGUAUCAAGCUAGAUGGACCAAUAGUAUGAUUUAGUAUAGGAGAGCCUCUAUAAAUGAGGCUAGGUCUGUCACAGUUACAAUAAUGGUGUUCUCUCUUUCUCUGUAUGUGUUUUUCUAGCAGGUGAACUCUGGUGCAAUGGUGGGAGCUCAGCAGCUAGAAAUGCAGGCAGCGGCAGUGCCAGCAGUGGCCCCAGCAAGUGGAGGCCCCAGUGGCAGCAGUGGCGACCACCAGUAUGAGUGCCUGGAAUGUGGCAAGGUAUUCAAAUGGUCAUCGCGGCUCAUCCACCACCAGAGGACUCACACAGGCGAACGCCCUUACAAGUGCUCAGAGUGCCCCAAGGCCUUCAAGGGGUCCUCAGCCUUACUGUACCACCAGCGCGGACAUACAGGGGAGCGACCUUACAAGUGUGACAAGUGCGGCAAGGCAUUCAAACGGUCGUCCUUGCUUCAGAUCCACCAGAGUGUGCAUACUGGCCUGCGUGCCUUCAAGUGCGCUCAGUGUGGCCUGGCCUUUAAGUGGUCCUCACAUUACCAGUACCAUUUGCGCCAGCACACUGGCGAACGCCCCUACCCUUGCCCGGCGUGUGACAAGGCCUUCAAGAACUCUUCCAGCCUGCGGCGCCACCGCCAUACACAUACAGGCGAGCGCCCCUAUGUCUGCCUCAUCUGCAGCAAGGCCUUCACGCAGUCCACCAACCUGCGGCAGCAUCAGCGGGUGCAUACUGGCGAGAGGCCCUACCGAUGCCAAGACUGUGGUAAGGCCUUCACCCACUCUUCCAACCUGGCGCUGCACUGCCGAUCGGCACACGCUGCCCGCCCCGCCCACACCUGUGUUAUCUGUGGCAAGGCCUUUGCAUCGGACACCUAUCUGCAGCGGCACUUGGAGUCUCAUGGGGACAUUGCGCCUCCAGCACAGCUCUUCUUGGAGGAGCCAACCACCACUGUGGAGAUGCUGUUUCGGUGUAGUGUCUGCCAUCUCACCUUCCCCUUGCAGGAGCAGCUGCUGAGCCACCAGGAAGCACACUUGGCCCCAGCAGAGCCACUGCCUCUGCCACCACCACCACCGCCACUACCAGUGCAGGAGGAGGUGGCGGCUGUAGCAUCCCCCACACCCUCCCUAGCUUGCUCUGUGUGCACUAAGACUUUCAAGAGUGCCGCGGGUUUAGCACGGCACCAACAGAGCCAACACUCAUCCGAUCGCACCUACACCUGCAUGGUGUGUGAACGCUCCUUCCCGGCACUGGCCAGCCUGUUGGGCCAUCAGCGUUCGCAUCCCCCGGCUGAACAACGGUUGGAGGAAGCAGAGGUGACGUGCCCAGCACAGGCAGAGCCAGUGCCUGCAGCCACAGUGACACCACCCCCACCCCCUGAGCGCCCCUAUGUGUGUGGAGAGUGCGGGAAGUCAUUCAAGGGCUCCUCUGGGCUGCGUUACCACCUCCGUGACCACACGGGCGAGCGCCCCUAUGCUUGCGGCGAGUGUGGCAAAGCCUUCAAGCGCUCCUCGCUGCUGCGUAUCCACCAGCGGGUGCACACGGGCUUGCGUGCCUUCACUUGCUCCACCUGCGGGAUGGCAUUCAAAUGGGCUUCCCAUUAUCAGUACCAUUUGCGGCAGCACACCGGCGAACGCCCCUAUGCUUGCCAAGAUUGCGGCAAAGCCUUCAAGAACACCUCGUGCCUCCGGCGGCACCAGCAGUUGCACACCGGUGAGCGGCCCUUUGCCUGCCAGACCUGUGGAAAGUCCUUCACGCAAACAUCCAACCUCCGGCAACAUCAGCGGGUACACACUGGCGAGAGGCCCUAUUGUUGCCGGGACUGUGGCAAGGCCUUCACCCACUCCUCCAACCUGGCGCUGCACAGACGUACCCAUUCGAGGGAGCGCCCCUUCCAGUGCCCGGUUUGCUCCAAGGCCUUUGUCAUGGCCUCUUACUUGCAGCGCCACUUCCGCACCCACAACAGUGCUGAGGCGCCCAGCCGCCCAGCCACCACCUCACCUGCCACCACUCAAGAGGUGCAAAUCAUGCCUAACUUGCAGGCCACUCUGAAUAUGGAGUUAAGUGGCAGCCCAGCCCCUCCUGUCUCGUCAAACACUCAGACUUUCCUGCUUGUGCAAACAUCACAGGGCUUGCAACUUAUCCCCAGCAUACAGCAGCCGCCGCAGCCACCCCCACCCCAAAAUUUACCCCCCAAACUUAUCCUGCUGCCUAGUCCCCAGGUGCCCACUACAUCCUCUGCUCCCACCAGCAUUACCCUGUUGCCAGCUGCUCCUACCACCCCAGGCAAAUCUGCCCUGGUCCGUCAAGGUAAGGCCAAGAAACCUGCGCCGUUGGCUCCCCCACCACCAUCGGUGUCUGGCAACCAGAAUAUCAUUUUGAUGCCCAGUGCCACCGGGGCCAGCGUGCAGCCCCUCUCUAAUGUGCAAAUCCAGAGGACGCCAGGGCUGCAGACUAGCGGACAGAAUGUUAUUGUUCUCCAGAGCUUGCCAGAACAGCAACUGGGCACGGUGCAGAUCCAAACUGUGCCAGCUGCUCCACCAACAGGCACCAUUCAGAUUCAAACCUUGCCCCAGCCCCUCCAGAGCUUUCCCACUGCCCAGCCAGGUGGCACUUUGCAAAUUCAGACUGUACCUGCUUCACAGCAACCUGGCACAAUCCAGAUCCAGGCCUUCCCACAGCCUCCACAGACUGGCAUUGUGCAGAUUCAAAGCCUGCCCCUUCCCCAGAAUACCGUCCAGAUCCAAAGUUUGCCCACCUCCCAAUCAGGAGGCACCGUGCAGAUCCAGAGCCUGUCUAGUUGUCCACAGACUGGCACGGUGCAGUUUCAAACUCUUCCACCUUCUCAGAAGAUGAACACUGUACAAUUCCAAGCUGUGCCAUCCUCUGAGCAGGUAGGGACCCUACAGCUCCAAACUCUCCAGCCUUCCCAGCAAGUGGGCCCCAUUCAGAUCCAGACCUUGCCAUCCCUGCAGCAAACCAGCCCUCUGCAGAUCCACAGCCUGUCCCCCUCCAAUCAGUCUUUGACCAGCGUCGAAAUCCAGAGCCUCUCACCUUCCCAACAGCUGGAUGGCACCAUUCAGAUCCAGGAGCUGGUUUCUUCUCAGGAAGGGGAACAGCUUCAACCUUCAGAGGAGAUGACCAGUGUUCAGCUUCAGACUUUGAGCCCACCACAGGAGAUGAAUGAGGUGGGGACUUCUCUGUCCAGCUCCCAUGAGCUCUCUGAGGUGGACCUCCAACAGGGACCUGGUGUGAAGGAGGAAAGCCAGGACCUAAUUGUGGUGCAGAACUCUCCAGGGGAGGAGCUUCUGGGGCCAGGCGGGGAGGUGGAGAGCCUGGAAGGGGUGCAAGACAUGCACUUUGAAACUUUACAGACCGAUGAGGGAGUUCAGAAUGUGUUGGUGCUGAGAAGUGCAGGAGGAGAGCAGACCCGGUUGUGCGUGCAGGAGGUGGACAACAUCCAGACAGUGCAAGAGCUGCCUGGCCUCCAGCUGCAAGGGCCCGAGGGUAGUGCCGGGACUGGGCAGAACCUCCUGAUCAUCCGUAGUGCCCAGGGGGAACAGACCCUCCAAGUGCUGGAGAGUGUGCCAACACUGCAGGUGAGCAGCCCAGACAGCACCCAACCUACUGGGGACAGCAACAGCACCUCCCAAAUGGUGCAACUUCUGCCGAGCCCAGUAACUUCGCAAGGCCUGCCCUCCAUUCAGAUUGUGCAAACGGUACCCAACAUGCAGCUUGUUCACACUUUCUGAGGACAGGUGUCCCCAUCCCUGCGUUGGAGUACCAACUGAGACUCAGUUGUACUCUCACUAGUGGCUGCUAUAAUUAACUGUGUUGCCGGACGGGAUCGACCUGGGCAACUUCAAGACUCCUGGAGGUGGCUCUGCUUAGGUUCCUCAGGACAGUGUCAUGAAAUGACAGCAGAGAGCUUAGCUCACGCCCAUGCCUGCAGGUCCAAAGCAUACCCUUGAUUCCCUCACUUCCUGCUCACAUGGGGAUUGCUGUUGCUGCUCAUGUCCUUGCAGUUACAAUGACUCCACUACCAUGUCCUUCCCCCAAACACUUUUGUCUUGUUUUGCAUGUGAGAAAGGGAUAGCCAGUCCAGUCCUUGAUACAAUCCCUAACCUACCCAUUUCCCCAUCGUGUCUGAAAUGCGUUGUUCCAACAAGAACCAAAUGUAUGUGCAGUCUGAUGGUUGGAAGACUGUGCAGCCAGAAUUCCUGGUUUUUUUCUCCACACUAGACAGAAAAUAUAGUUAGUAGAUAUCAACUGGACUGCUGGCUUCUCUCCAUUUCCCUGCCGUGUUGCAAUUUUGGAGCUAAGUGCUGUGGAGCAGUGUGAGCUCUUUUUAUGUAUUAGAAAAUGGGGAAAGUUUGAGUUUUGGGGUCUUCCUUUGAUACUGGGUGCUGCAGGAGGCUGCUUUAUGAGCUGUCAUAAACAGCAUCUUUUUCCGGUUAAGCCCCUCUUAUCUAUUCUCCAUUCCAGCCCCUCACCAUGUGCAGAACCACAUUUCUUCCCAAAUGUACCCCAGUUCCUGGUGCUAACAGACAAGAGGGUCAUAGACUCUUGGUCUAGAAGAAAAAUAAAAGACUGCUUCAAAGC